Molecule: messenger RNA, 1794 nt
Organism: Penicillium atrosanguineum
Lineage: Eukaryota; Fungi; Ascomycota; Eurotiomycetes; Eurotiales; Aspergillaceae
Product: ankyrin repeat domain-containing protein
Exons: 2
Coding region: 1-1794 (597 amino acids)
Cellular component (GO): nucleus; cytoplasm
Molecular function (GO): protein binding
Source: RefSeq, a predicted model, not a curated record
AUGCUCCGACCACUGGUCGACUCCCUCUACGACUCCUCUCGCGGCUCGACGGACCUCAUCAACCAGGCGCAGAAUGAACUCAGCUUGCUCCUAGCGGUGCUACGAACCGCGGAGACGCAGUUGUCAUUUUCAAGCCACCACGCUAGCCCAGAAAUUCAGAAAACGCUGCAAAGCUGCCACCACGCGCUUCUGGAUUUGCAAAAGCUUCAGGGAAUUGAGGGUGGGGUGGGCCCGCAGGGCCAAAUCUCAGACAUUCGCGCAAGGUUCUCAGACCUGAUCUUCGAGCUUAGUGUGAUGAAUGCCAAUAUGAUGAUAUCGUCGCAAAAUAAUGUUAAUCGCAUCUUGCGAGACUUUACCGAAGAUAUCAAGUCUGGCAAGCGGGAGGCUAAGGUUAUCUCGAGUGCUCUUGAUGAUACUUCUUCGGACAGUGACCGAGAGAGCGCAUGGGGAAAGCUGCAACAAGAGCUGCAAGACGCUGGCAUCGCAACUGAGUUGUCUUCCCAAGAUCGUGAUAUUAUCAUGUCAACUUUUCGAAAAGCUGUAGAUCAAGAGGACCUUCUGAAGAAUAUCACAUCAACACCAGAAGUUGAUGAACCGAUUAAUAGAUUACGGUCACCCGCGGGGCCUUUAGCUGAACCUCAAGCUCUAUCCCAAGAAAAUGGCCAGUCCGACAAGGAGGUUGUGACAGAGAAAGAAGAGAACUUCCCAAUCCCUGUCGCAUUUGAAAUCCAGGACACCGAUGAUACCUCAAAACACGCAUGGGCCACUAUAACCUCGCCUGUAGAUGACUUUCCCAUCCCUGUAUGGACAGAGCCAGGCUUGCAGUCCGGCGACACCGAUAAGCAAGUGGUUUCAGUAUGGCAGCCCGACACUCUGCCGAUUCCUGUGGAAACAAAUAACAGACACAACCGGACUGGAAACAGGACAAGUAUAUCCAGCUCUUCGGCAUCCAGAUCACAACCACCCGCGCCUACUCUUUCACGAGGGAAGAGACCCAGCCUGAUGAGCCGAAUGAAGUUCAAAUUGACAAAAUCUCACGACUUCAUUGCGCUGAUCCAAAUGGGUGGACUAUACUCGAUCAGAUGCGCGCUGGAGAAAGGUGCCAACGUCAACACCACGAAUGAGGAGAACCAGACUGCCCUAAUGGUUGCUAUCUCUUUUCGUCAUGAAGAUGUUGUUUCGUUGUUGUUGGAAUGGGGUGCCAAAACCGAGAAAAUAGGAACUCAUGGCGAGACUGCCUUGGGAACUGCUGCCCUGCGAGGACUCGACGAUAUCGCUCAGCGGCUUCUGUUACAUGGUACCGACCCCGACAGUGCGAAAAACGUAGGAAAGACUGCUCUUUCUCAAGCUGCGAUCUGCGGAAGCUUGAGUAUGACUAGAUUGCUGUUGGAUUGGGGUGCUGAUCCCAACGCGGUCAGUUCAAACGGCGCUACGGCACUGGCUUGCGCAGCUGACAACGGCCGCAUCCAAACUGCUCGGCUUCUACUUGAUCGUGGAGCCCAAGUAGACAAGUGUGGCUACCCUCGCCGGACGCCGCUCUUCAAGGCCGUACAGAGAGGCAACAUUGAGAUGGCGGAGUUGCUUCUUUCGUCUGGAGCGGAUCCGAAUUGCCAAGAUUCCCAUAAACAUUCACCCAUGGCGCUUGCCAUCUCCCUUGACAGGGUUGAGAUGGUCGGGAUAUUCUGUCAGCAUGGUUCUGAAUUUGGUGCCAAUCCUAUUGAUGCUACCCGCAUUUCCCCUCCACCGGCUAGGACUAGCGGUGGGAAGUCUAGUGCUGCUUAUCAGUACUAUUAA